Messenger RNA from Fundulus heteroclitus (mummichog), 3772 nucleotides. Its product is annotated as centrosome and spindle pole-associated protein 1. The coding region runs from base 152 to 3451 and encodes 1099 amino acids. The record is from RefSeq and is a predicted model, not a curated record. Gene Ontology annotation, biological process: positive regulation of cytokinesis. Gene Ontology annotation, cellular component: microtubule; centrosome; spindle pole. NCBI's taxonomy places the organism in Eukaryota, Metazoa, Chordata, Actinopteri, Cyprinodontiformes, Fundulidae. The transcript is spliced from 29 exons.
CUAAUCCGGAAGUACUUCGCUUUCCAAAGCUUUCCAAAGGCGGUGCUAAUGCAGUCAACUUUUUGAGCUUGGGUCCUACUGAAUGAUAGUAAUGCCGACCGAAGUGGACCGCUGCCCCCCUGGCUGUCCUGUGUGAGUGCAGCUGAGGGUGAUGGACGACGAGCUGGAGAACUUCAUCAGAGAACGCAAGGCGCGAGUGGCUGAGGAUAAAGCCAGUCUAGAACACGACCCUCCCUACAUGGAGAUUAGGGCAAAACCCUGCAGAAGCUAUGGGUCCACUGUGAAGGAGAACAUCCCUCCAAGGAUUACCAACCAGGGAAAAGAGGAGAGCUGCAGCGUGGGUCUGCCCCUUGGUGCGGAGUAUGAAGAGAAGAAACACAGGCUGCAGCAUGAGCUCCGCAUGGACUACAGGCGCUACAUGGCUCAGAAAAGCCACUUAGAUGCUGUGGAGUCUUGGCCUUUAAUGACUCGUGACAACAGGAGAUCCAACAAGCGGCUACAACCUGAGCUCUGGACCGAUGUUCCCAUGCAGCGUCUGCAAAGGGAUGCAGGCGCUCUGACCGCGGACAGAGGGUCGCACAGAGCGCUGCGGCUCGCCGAGGAGGACCAGGAGCCCUUAGGGUUUCUUCCCAGGCGCCCAGACCAGCUGGGGAGUCCGCUGGACCUGGAUUCUGGUGAGGAAGAGGAGCGGUUUAAAGAUCAGCCGGAGAGGACCGGCGGUAGAAGGCGCAGGGUCCUUAGAGCUGAGGGCAGUUAUCAGAAGAGUCUGUCUGCCAGAACCGGCGGAAGGGAGAAGGUCGAGCGUGCUGCUGGUGUUCGGAGCGAUGGCAGGAGAUCAAGAGAAUCCAGUAAAAACGAGAAUGCUCACUUCGCGACGGGACUCAUAAUCGGAGCAGCUGAAACGGAGGAGGCGUUGCAGAGGAAGAAGGAACGCUACAGGCAGGAGCUGCAACAGCAGAUAGCUGAACAGCACCGCAACAAAAAGAGGGAAAAGGAUCUGGAGCUGAAAGUCGCUGCGACAGGAGCAAACGACCCCGAGAAACCGCCAGACCGAAUCAGACAGUUUGGCCUGAGCAGGAGGGAAGGUCCUGUAGUUACAGAGCCUUCGGCAACAGCAGAGAGCGGAUUAUCGUCCAGAACCACAGCCAGCGCUGAGAGCGCUGCUCUUAGAGGAAGGGGGAUGCCUCCCCCUGAGCUGCCACAUGUCGCCUUCCAGUCCCCUCUGCUGGAGUACAGCUCUGCUCUCGGCCUGGGCGAAGGACAUCUGUCUCCCUACAGCCAGCAUGGCGCCCCGUUCAUCCCAAACGCCGUUGACAUACACAGAAACCCUGCCUUCCUUCCUCAGCCCCCGCCUCGAAUAAGGGAAGCUUACAGGUUUCCAUAUGGGGAACCGCAUCAGUCCUACACAACCAGAAAUCUGCUUGACCAAAAUAUGGCCUACUAUCGUCCGUUUCCUGCUCCUAAUGCCGGGUUUCCCAUGUCCUACUGGAAUCUGCCACCAGGGGGAGCUGUGCCCAGCCAGUCGGGGCACCACAGCCCUCACAGCCAGCAUAGUGGCUGUAGUUUCCCAGAGCCUCCGUCACGGCCCAACAAUGAAAGCGCUGCUGCAGACUCCCGUGUUGGAGACUUUCCCUCAGAGAGGCCCAGGUCCACCAGGGACAGGAGUCUGAGCUACAGAGAGGCUCUAAAACAACAGGAAGCUUCCUGGAGUGGGAGCAACAUUACUUCCUACAAGAUCCAGGAGCAACAGGAGCGCAGAUGUCUGGAGAGGGAGGAGAGGGAGCGCUUAGAGGCCCAGCUGGAAGCCGAAAUGAAGAACCACGACCCCUGGGGGAGAGGGGGAGGAGGAGCCCCUCUGAAGGACAGCAAGGGAAAUCUCAUUGCUGACCUCAACCAGAUGCACAAGUUCAACGAGGAGGCGUACAGCAACCCGGAGCUGUGGCAGAGGAGAGCCGCGGCUGCAGUGACGGCCCGCCGGCCGUCACCGCCUCCCCCCGCCGAGAGGCUCCCAGAGAGCAGUAACUAUGACUCUGCUGACAGGCUGCCUGGCUUCACCCAUGUUCAAAGCUCCCAGUUUGCCAGGGGGAAAGUUUUUGCCAGCCAGCCCAAUGAGCAUCAACUCCAGGAACAGGACAAGUACAAAGCUUACCUCAGGCAGCAGAUUGACGAGAAAAUGCGUAAAAAAGCGGAAGAGAGGGAGCGCAUGAGACUGGAGGAGGAGAAGGAGGAGAGGAGGCUGGCUGAACAAAGGGCCCGCAUCCAAAGGGAGUACGAGGAGGAGCAGGAGAGGAGGAAACGGAAAGAAAUGGAGCAAACGGCCAAGAACGAGGAGCUGAUUCGGCUGGCGGAACAGAGGAGGAAGGAAGCCGAGAGGAAGAAGAAGGAGGCAGAGGAAAGGGAGAGCGCAGCACUGAAGAGGCAAUAUGAGAAAGAGAGGCAGGCCAGAGUGGAGGAGGUGUCCAGAGAGCCCUCUCCUCCUAUCCCGACCCUGCAGAGGAAACACGGGCGACACCAGCAGCAAACCCCCAGGCCCAUCACGGUCCACAGCCAGACCUCCACAGCUCCCCUGUCUGAGUGCUCUUCAUCAGGUCUUCUGUCACCUCCUGUCCCUGCUCGUAGGAACCAGCUCAGAGCUGCAGGAGACCACCGUGAACUGUUUAGUGAGCUGUCAGCGUUGCGUCGGCAGCUUCGCAGCGAGCAGAAACGCCUGGAAAAUGAUCUGCAGCACAGCAGCUGGGAGGAGCCGGACUCUCCAGUAAAUGUCAGAGAUCGAGAGCGUCCAGCGGUGGACGUGUUCGACAUGGCUCGGCUCAGGCUCCAGGCUCCGGUCCGAAGGCCUAACUCCCGAAACACAGAGCCCAGGAACCUGCUGCAUAUCCACGAUUCCCUUCAGCUAAAAUACUCAGCAGACGGAGAGUCGGCGAUGGGAUCUGGCGAGGACACUAAACUGGAGGCAGUGGGUGUGGUCAGCAGGAGGAGCGGGGACUACAGAGACUCCUAUCGUCAAUUCAGGAGCCACAGAUCUACAGUCCAGGAUGAUUAUUUGGACCUUUCUCCACCUGAGCAAAAUGACUAUCUGAGGAGUGUGAGCGGCGUAUCCAGAAGAGCUCUUCUGCUCGAGUCUGAGAGCGCUUUCAUUGACCCUCUGGGUGAAGCGUCUCCGGUGCCACCUACUCCGGAGCAUGAGAGGAUUCGUCAGCUGUCAGCCAGGGAGAGGAGGAGACUUGCCAAGCAGACACAGCGCCCCCAGGAACGAGCUGCUUCCAAUCGGAGAAACUACCCUGACCCCUCAAGUGCCAGGCCGAACCUGGAGACGGCAGGAAGCGAGCUCAGGAGCUGCAACAGGACAGGACCUCUGGAUGUGUCUGAUGAGGACUCCUCCCCUCCCGAUCUGUCUCCUCUCAGUCUGAACCGUGAGAGUUCAGAGGAAACUCUCACCACAGAAUACUAGAUUGGACUGGGAACAUCGGACACUCCAAAACGUUUGCAUGGCUGUCGAGCAAGAAGCCCCUGGCUACAUAGGCACUUUUGCCACCAGGAUUUGAAAUGAGGCACUUCCUAAUCCUGAAAUACGCCCUUAAUUUUUAUUUUAUUUUUGUGUUAAUACUGUUUGUUUUAAUAUAUAUUUUGAUGGGAGGACACCCUGAAAUCUACACCUCUGAAUCUGUAUGAAUUCUUUACUGUUCGGAUCAAAGAACCCCAAGGUCAUUACAUGCUUUAGACAUUUUUACAGAAUAAAUUAUGUUGGAAUAAAUUAUAUUUUUAUAAUAUA